AUGGCUACCGUAUACGAUGACAAGCCAGCUGCAUCGCGGUUGUCGGACGCAGAGCGAGACCCUGAUCUCAAGGGUUCGGUCGUUGCGGGAUUCGAGGAUCCGGAUGAAGGUCUAAGUGAUGAAGAGCGGGCUGCGAUUGAUCGGAAAUUGUUGUGGAAACUCGACAUCCGUCUCGUCCCCUGGCUGAGUCUACUCUAUCUGGUUUCGUUCUUGGAUCGGACGAAUAUUGGAAAUGCGAAGCUCGUCGGCCUUCAAACGGAUCUGGGCAUGACGAAUGCACAGUACAAUGCUUCGCUGACCAUCUUCUUUGUCUCGUACUCGGUUUUUGAGCCUGCGACUAAUGUCCUCCUCAAGCGAUUGCGCCCUAGUAUCUUUAUUCCAUCAAUUAUGAUGGCAUGGGGUAUCUGCAUGACAUGCAUGGGCGUAGUCCACAACUACGCCGGCCUCAUGGCCGUCCGCUGGUUCCUAGGUCUCUCCGAAGCCGGACUAUUUCCCGGCGUAGGAUAUUUCCUCUCAUGCUGGUACAAACGAUCGGAGUUCGGCGUGCGAAUGGCGAUCUUCUUCUCCGCCGCUGCGUUGGCCGGCUCGUUUGGAGGCCUCUUGGCCGCUGCAAUUGCGAAAAUGGAUGGCGUGGGUGGCUUGGCGGGAUGGUCAUGGAUCUUCAUUCUCGAGGGUCUGGCUACCUUCGUGAUUGGCGUGGCUUCGUUCUGGUGUGUCUAUGAUUUCCCAGAUCAGGCGCGGUUCUUGUCUGCGGAUGACCGGAAACGGGUGUUGAGACGCCUGGCGCUGGAUCAGCAGUCCAGUGCUGAGCAUGAGGAGUUCAAGAUGGAUUACUUCUGGGCUAGUGUGAAGGACUGGAAGACGUAUACUGGUGCGGUUAUCUAUAUGGGGGCUGAUGGAGCGCUUUAUGCGUUCUCGCUCUUCGUGCCGACGAUUAUCAGCGAAUUAGGUAAUGAUCUUUCUAUCUUUCUCAGCGAUGAGGAGUUGUCGGCGGCAGUCUUGACCGUGACGAUCGGCUUCAUUGCAGAUCGCACCCGCCAGCGAGGCCUCUGCAAUAUCGGCGUUUCGUUUCUGGGCAUGAUUGGAUUCUCCAUGCUCCUAGGCUGCGAAUCUCCCGGGGCACGUUACGCGGGAGUGUUCUUCGGCGCGAUGGGCAUCUACCCGGCCAUCGCGAACACGAUCUCUUGGACGAGCAACAAUACCGAGGGCGUGUACAAACGAGGUGUCUCUCUCGGCUUCAUUAUUGGCUGGGGAAACCUCAACGGGAUCGUCUCCUCCAAUAUCUACCGCGACGACGACAAGCCUCGAUACUACCCUGGCCAUGGAGUGGUUCUGGCGUACCUCGUUCUGUUCCUCUUUGGCGGGUCGGUGGUGCAGUAUCUCCUGCUGCGGCGGGAGAAUGGCAAGCGUCGACGCGGUGAGCGCGACGCCUGGGUAGAAGGGCUGGAACCUACCGCGAUCGAGCCGAGGUUUGCAUGCGAUGUGCAAGGUUCUGGUCAGCCCUUUGACUCGGCGUAUUUCCUGGCUGCGUUCGGGUCGAUAGAUGACGAUAGUCAUGCCGAGGCCAUGGGUCGUCUUGAGCAAUUAGCGCAUACGCAAUACGCAGACCAAGUGCGGACAGUGCGGAGUGCCGAUUCAAUACUGGACAAUCUAAGCGAGAUGAAGGCGAAAAUGGCUGCGUAG
This is a messenger RNA of Penicillium brevicompactum, 1683 nucleotides long. RefSeq names its product Major facilitator superfamily domain general substrate transporter. NCBI's taxonomy places the organism in Eukaryota, Fungi, Ascomycota, Eurotiomycetes, Eurotiales, Aspergillaceae. Gene Ontology annotation, molecular function: transmembrane transporter activity. The transcript has 9 exons. Gene Ontology annotation, cellular component: membrane. The record is from RefSeq and is a predicted model, not a curated record. The coding region runs from base 1 to 1683 and encodes 560 amino acids. Gene Ontology annotation, biological process: transmembrane transport.